AUGCAUCAAUUUUACUUUUUGCAUUAAUCAUCAUUUUUCAUUAAAGGUCCCCGCAUUAUCUCUGAACCUGGAAAAAGAAGGGCAAUUCGAUGGGUUCUAAAAAACUUAGUCGAUCUCGGUGCUGAUUUUGACUUUGAACCGAACGGUUUUGAGUUUAAAAACUUAUUGCCCAUUGCUCAUUCCAAAUUCUGA
Tetrahymena thermophila SB210 is the source of this 192-nucleotide messenger RNA. RefSeq lists its product as hypothetical. The transcript has a single exon. The record is from RefSeq and is a predicted model, not a curated record. NCBI's taxonomy places the organism in Eukaryota, Ciliophora, Oligohymenophorea, Hymenostomatida, Tetrahymenidae.